AUAAUAGCCAUUGCUUUGUUUUAGCUAAUAAACUUGGGGUCUGAGCCAUGUGUUCAUAAUGAAUUAUUUAUCGUUUGUUAGAUCGCAAGCGUGACGUGAUAGUGACCGCUAAGAGUAUAGUGACCGAGUCACGCGAGGUUGCCGAGCUCGCUGGGAAACUCGCACACGAGUGCACUGACGUCAGGAUCAAAACCAACUUAUUGAAAAUAUGCGAGAGAAUUCCCACAAUCAGCGGGCAGCUGCAGAUGUUGGCCACAGUCAAAGGAUCACUCGGACACCAAGGUUUAAAAGAAGAUCAAGAAGAUAUGAACAUGUUAGUUGCUAACGCGCAGAACCUCAUGCUGAGUGUGCAAGAAGCCGUGAGCGGUGCAGCGAGCGCGUCCGUCAAGAUAAUGUCGCAACGUUGCGGACCGAGGAUAAGAUGGGUGCGCAACACUUACUACUGACCUCCACCUUAUCAAACGCUUUAUUUAAGCCAAAGUCAAAUAUUAUAUUAUAUUUUUUUAAUAAAAUACAACAAUAUUAACUUGAUGUGUUUCUUUUCUUGACAUACGUAAUAAUAACUUCCGAGACUUGACACCCAGAUUUGUUUUAAAGAUCGUGAAGAAAAAACAAUAAUUUAAAAGUGAUAAAGAAAUUUGGCAAUUUACGAAAUUUCAUUUUCUUGUUAUUAUGCCUUUUCUUAUAUACUUGUAGCCGCGGUGCAGGCAGCAGGCAACAAGCGUCGCGCGCCAAUCGAGCGGCUUAGUUUAACACAUUUAAAUCACACAGACAUUUAAAUUAGUACAUAUGUUAUCGUUUAAACAAAUUAUUAUAAAAAAUAAUGUUUGAUCAUAUAUUUUCACUUUAAACAGUAUUUUUUUUUAUUAUAUGUUAAAUCAUACCCGACUAGACAUAUAGCAAAUUUUUCUAAUAUACCUAAGUAUAAAAAUAGCAGUAGGGAUCUC
Molecule: messenger RNA, 947 nt
Organism: Diatraea saccharalis (sugarcane borer)
Lineage: Eukaryota; Metazoa; Arthropoda; Insecta; Lepidoptera; Crambidae
Source: the annotation of a GenBank genome assembly